Talaromyces atroroseus is the source of this 1107-nucleotide messenger RNA. RefSeq lists its product as hypothetical. The record is from RefSeq and is a predicted model, not a curated record. NCBI's taxonomy places the organism in Eukaryota, Fungi, Ascomycota, Eurotiomycetes, Eurotiales, Trichocomaceae. The transcript has 3 exons. The coding region runs from base 1 to 1107 and encodes 368 amino acids. Gene Ontology annotation, molecular function: glucan endo-1,3-beta-D-glucosidase activity; 1,3-beta-glucanosyltransferase activity. Gene Ontology annotation, biological process: cell wall organization; carbohydrate metabolic process. Gene Ontology annotation, cellular component: cell surface; extracellular region; fungal-type cell wall.
AUGCUCGAAGGAGCCUCCAACGACCACUACCUUAACCAUCCAUGUCGACGAAUUCGGGCAUACGUUAGACGCAAGCCCUUCAACGACGUCGGUAAUCGCUGUUUCUGUCACAGCAGCAACCUCGUUCUCCUUAAUAUCAACGACAUCCCUAUUGCAACCGCUGCCAUCAUUGUCAUCGCCAUCGUCUUCAUCGCCUUCACGGGCCUCGAAAAGGAUGCAGCCAGACCGUUAUCCCCAGAUCUCAUCUCAGGUAUAUCCAACAGCCUUUUUGGACACGGCAAAUAUGGCAUCUCGUACACAGCAUACAACGACGACGGCACCUGCAAAACCCAAGACCAAGUAGACAGCGACAUGGCACAACUCCGGCAAUUUGCGUUUGUGCGAUUCUACGGUGUCGACUGCAACCAGGCGCAAACCAUCAGCAAAGCUGCGCGGGGAAACAAUAUGCAAGUCUUUGCGGGUGUUUUCGAUAUCCAAAAUAUGAACAAUGAUCUCCAGAAGAUUAUUGACGCUGCAGACGGCGACUGGUCGACUUUCCACACCGUUUCGGUGGGGAACGAGCUUGUUAACAGAGGACAAAGCUCGCCUGCAGAGGUGAUUGGCGCAGUGAACUCUGCGCGUAACAGACUUCGUCAAGCAGGAUAUCAGGGCCCUGUGGUUACGGUGGAUACGUUCAAUCAGAUUAUUGCCCACCCUGAGCUGUGUGAUGCCUCCGACUACUGCGCGGCGAAUUGCCAUGCGUUUUUUGAUUCCAAUCAAACUGCCGAAAACGCAGGACCGUAUGUCCUCGAACAGGCGCGUCAGGUUUCCCAGGCUAUGAAGGAUGGAAACAAGGGGGUCAUUAUCACAGAAACAGGCUGGCCAUCUGCAGGUGAAGCGAAUGGUGCGGCUGUGCCUUCAAGACACAAUCAAAUUGUUGCGUUGAAGAGCUUGAAGCAGAGUUUCCCCGACGGAGGCGUCGUUUUCUUCAGCGCUUUUAAUGAGAAGUGGAAACAGGAUAAUGCAUGGACUUUUGGCACCGAGAAGAACUGGGGGCUGUUCGACUUUUCAGACACGAAGGACGCAAUUUCAGAAAUUUUGAAUCCAUUGAAGGGUAAUGGUGUGUAG